AUGGCCCUCGCGCGCCUCCCCGGCGAGAUCGUUGAGCUGAUCGCAGCUCAACACGCCGAGGUGCACCCUCCGAGUUUUAUCAGCCUCGCCUGCGCCAACAAGACUUGUUGUGCCUGCUGUCUCCCAGCGGCCAAGUCAGUCUUCUUCCACGCCAUCAAGAUUAUUAACGCCGAGAGAGCAGAGGACUUGGCUCCAGCCGUGAAGAAGCUCACCAAGAAACUCAAGCGCGCAAACAGUUUCGGCCAUGUCCGCUGGCUGGUGAUUGACAAAGAACUGCUCCAUAAAGUCCACCACCCCGGUAGGUUGGUCGACCGCUAUGAGUGGCAGCCGCCCACGAUGCGGGAUCUUCGGUUCGACGAUCGCGAAGAUCGGUGGGGCGCUGUGUACAGAGACUUGUGCGAGCCGCCUUACGUCCUGCCUGUUAGGAAUGAGCAAGACCUCGAGGGGGACCAUAAGCUGGAGGACGCCUGGAGUCCAGGAGCCAAGCUGAGAGCAAAGAUGCCUGCGCCGGAUCUCUCGAGCCAUAUCUGGCAAUAA
Molecule: messenger RNA, 537 nt
Organism: Penicillium alfredii
Lineage: Eukaryota; Fungi; Ascomycota; Eurotiomycetes; Eurotiales; Aspergillaceae
Exons: 1
Coding region: 1-537 (178 amino acids)
Source: RefSeq, a predicted model, not a curated record